AUGCAGAUGAUCACCGCUGCCCUUUCGCACGUGCUGCUGCCCGUACUGGCGGCUGCUUGUUCCAGGCCUCCCUCUGAGCAUGCGCCCUUUUGUCACCGAUUUUCGGAUCAGCGGGGCAUCGCACAUGACUUCGCCUUUCCGGAUACCUGUGUGCAGCCAACACAGCAAUGGGUGCUCGAUUCAUCGUGGGUUCCUGCAUCGACAUCGACGCUCUCCAGCUCGUCUACUAUAAAAGACAGCCUACCACUCCGGCCGCUCUGUGGGCUUGGUGGCUGCGCCACGACGGUGGCGCCUAAUCCACUGGUUUUCGCCAUGCAGGUUGGUACAAGGCACAGCCUUUUUGCAAAGAGGUGUAGCGACUAUUGUCUGGUGCAGCUUCCGAGCCCACAUUGCUGCCUUGCUCUUAUUGGUGAAUGUGUAGGAGUGAUUCGCCGCUUACUAAUACUCUCUGGCGACAUUGAAACUAACCCGGGACCCGACACGAACGAUGUACUGAAAGAAUUGCAAAAGAUUUCAGCCAGUCAAAACACACUAAUCAGUGAGGUUCAAGGCUUAAAAAGUCAGAUUGUAAAUACCGAUAAGAUUCUAAUGGACUUGAACAAACGAAUGACCGAACUGGAACAUCAUUACCAGGCCAUGAUACCCCUUCAAAAUGAAUUAGAAGCUGUCAAAUGUGCCUCUGCUCAAACUGCCAGCCUUGUAUCCGUCAUUGAAAAUCGCCUAGACGAUGCAGACAACCGGUCCCGAAGGAAUAAUUUAAUUUUCUAUGGUCUUCCUGAUACUAACCCCAAAGAAACCUUCGCACAAUCAGAAAAGCUGGUCAUUGAUGAAAUCGCGGAUACCAUGAAGGUUAACCUUGAGUCCAAAGAUAUCGAACGUGCUCAUCGCCUUGGUCGCUAUUCACCUAACCGGCACCGUCCCAUCAUUAUCAAAUUCGCAUCAUAUAAAACGAAAGAAUCAGUCCUGUCUAACGGCCGCAAACUGAAAGGCACAAAUCAUAGCGUGAGCGAAGAUUUUUCACCUGCAGUUCGGAACGCCCGCAAACAUCUUAUUGCCUACGCUAAAAGUCAAUCUAUGCCCUUUUCCAUGCGUUUCAAGACGCUCGUCAUGGGUUCCCAGCGCUAUGAAUAUGACGAAUCAACUAAAUCAGUAAAAAAGAUUCAAUAGCAACCAUUGCGCAAAAAACAUGCAGUUAAUAACCGCCCUUCCCCCCCUAGGAAGAACCUUUCCUUAUCUGUUGUUUAUACUAAUGCCCGCAGUUUCAUUCCCAAACGUGACGCAAUAUCAAAUCUCGUGACGUCAUCUAACAGCAACUUGCUAGUUCUAACGGAAACGUGGCUCACAAGUGAAAUUAGGGACGAAGAAGUAGUCCAAGACUUGCCAAACUUUGAUGUUUAUCGCUGUGACCGUCAAGGUGCACGCGGGGGUGGAGUUCUUAUCGCUUCCAGUAAUGAAUUAUCCUGUACGCCAAUUACUAUCUCUUCCAACUUAGAAAUACUAUGGCUUCUUAUUCGCUCUUCCCCUCGUUGUGUCAUUCUAGGCGUGUGCUACAGGCCACCUACCAGUAAUCCAAACUUCUCACCAGAACUUAACAGUGCUUUAUGUCAGAUUACAGCAAGCCAUCCUAACGCUCAUAUACUCCUGUUCGGUGACUUCAACUUCCCCAUUAUUGAUUGGAAUAACCUGACUUCCGCAAUAAACAACGCAGAAGCGAAAGACUUUGUCGACAUAUGUUUGAAUUUUAACUUAACGCAACUUAUCUCAGAGCCGACACGUGUAACGCGCGACUGCGCAAACAUUUUGGAUCUUAUACUUACUAACCAUCCAGAAACCUUAUCAUCGGUUACCUAUCUUCGUCCUAUCAGUGACCACAGUGUGA
This is a messenger RNA of Dermacentor silvarum, 1879 nucleotides long. RefSeq lists its product as uncharacterized. Gene Ontology annotation, cellular component: ribonucleoprotein complex. Bases 1 to 1167 code for a protein of 388 amino acids. Gene Ontology annotation, biological process: retrotransposition. The transcript has a single exon. Gene Ontology annotation, molecular function: single-stranded RNA binding. NCBI's taxonomy places the organism in Eukaryota, Metazoa, Arthropoda, Arachnida, Ixodida, Ixodidae. The record is from RefSeq and is a predicted model, not a curated record.